Molecule: messenger RNA, 693 nt
Organism: Durusdinium trenchii
Lineage: Eukaryota; Dinophyceae; Suessiales; Symbiodiniaceae
Source: the annotation of a GenBank genome assembly
AUGUUGAAAGCAGAUUGGCACUCUGUGCCGGGCUGGGGAGCAACCUUCGACAUCUUUGUCCCACGGAAGAACAAGGUCCUUCCCGUGCGACAGGCACCUCCCCGUGUGUUGGCCUUCCUCGAAGCCUUCCGGACGGUCAAUGAGGAGUUGUGGCUGGAGAUGACGGAGAGUCUCAAAGUCUUGCGGGACCAAAAGCCCGAUGAUAUUCCCAGGACGCGGCUCUUGGAUCUUCUCAUCGAGGACUUCGAGGAGCGUGGCUUCUUCGGGGCCAUCGAAGCGCAGGCGGGCCCUGGGCGAAGAAAGGAGAUGCAUUGGCAUAAGGAUGGCGCCACAGGGCUUUUGCACAUGGGGAUCACUUUGCAGGGCCAGCGGCGUUUGAGGCUGCGGGCCUGGACGGACGAAGCCUGGGAACAGGAGGUCUUCAUGAGCGCCGGCCAUAUCUACCUCUCAUCUCCCUUUCUCUUCGAGCACCAGGUCACCUACCGUGAGGAUCCCACGGUGGCUUUGAUGUGCCGCUUUGGCUUCCUGGAUGAGGAGCAGGCCUUGUGGGUGAACCACCUCCGUGGCCGCAACAUGUUUGAGGCGAGAGGCGAUCAGAAACGAUGGUUUUCGUAUGGUUUUCUUCUCGUUUUUCCCAGUUGGUUGGUUUCUUUUCUUCGGUUCUUCGGUUUCCUUUUGGGUAGCAGCCAGUAG